Molecule: messenger RNA, 2411 nt
Organism: Portunus trituberculatus (swimming crab)
Lineage: Eukaryota; Metazoa; Arthropoda; Malacostraca; Decapoda; Portunidae
Product: carbohydrate sulfotransferase 11-like
Exons: 6
Coding region: 323-1330 (335 amino acids)
Biological process (GO): carbohydrate biosynthetic process
Cellular component (GO): membrane
Molecular function (GO): sulfotransferase activity
Source: RefSeq, a predicted model, not a curated record
CACCCCACUGCUCAGUGCUCACCCAUCCCCCUGCAACCCCCGCAGAACACCACGCCAGCCCAAGCCAUGAGGAACGCCGCUGCAGUCCCUCACGCCACCUGAUUAACGCCCGGUGCAGUGUAAAGAUGAUGAUAUUUGAGAAGCAAGAGACCUGAAGUGAAGGCCAGCUGAGAGGGAGGGCGGCAGCAGCACGCCUUAAAGGGCCACUCUCCCUCAAUACCCAUGCCUCCCCGCCACCCUGCCCUGAACAUGCCCAACGCCGACCGGAGGAAGUACGCAGGAGUGGGCGAUAUCCUGUUGUCACUGUAGGCAGCCCCGAGUAAUGGCGUGCAGGCUCCGGGCGGUGGUGUGGGGGUUGGCUGGCCUGUGUGUGCUAACCUGUCUCGCCUCCGUCAGGUGGUUCUCCGACCCCUCCCAUUCCCCCGAGGUGGAGAGGGCGCCACUCAUCUCCACGCCUGAUGGCGCCAUGGGGUACCUUCAACCGCCUGGAGUGUCAAGGGAGAUGAGGUGGCGGCGGGAGGCGGUGCAGGCGGCGUGCGCGGGAACAGCAGGUAGCGCUUCGUUCAGUGACGCCGCUGCCAGACUCUCGUAUGACCCAAAGAUGCUUAUUAAUCUCCUCGUUGACGACAAGAAUCGGGUGUUGUAUUGUUAUGUGCCUAAGGUUGCGUGUACCAAUUGGAAGAGAAUGAUGCUGAUUCUGAGUGGUGCUUCUAAUGAGACAAACCCGCAGCGCAUCCCAGCCGACAGUGUACAUAGAAAGAACGUGUUUACCAAGCUCAGUGAUUUGAAGCCUGAUGACAUACAACACCGCCUCCUCACAUACUCCAAGUUCCUAUUUGUGCGUCACCCAGUGGAGCGCGUCAUCUCAGCCUUCAGGAACAAGUUUGAGAUGAACUACACCUCCUCCGCCUACUUCAAAAAGCGUUUCGGUGUCAAAAUCAUGAAGAAAUAUCGGAAGGGUGUGUCGCCGAGGAGCAUUCCCAACACUGGCCAUGGUGUGAAGUUUCCAGAGUUUGUGUCUUAUUUAAUUGACACCAAGAAGGAGCAGUUUAAUGAGCACUGGGCCCUUGUUUCCUCCCUGUGCUACCCUUGUGAUGUAAACUACGACUACAUUGGGAAGUACGAAACACUGGCUGAUGACUCCCAAUACAUCCUGGAGCAGAUUGGAGCGCCCCCGUUCCUGCACUUCCCUGAGGUGGUGCCGUCCAAGACCAGCGCUGUGGUGGAGACUUACUUUAACUCCCUCACACCACAGCAGCAGAGCGAUCUGGUCAAGAUUUACAAGGACGACUUCCAAAUAUUUGACUACCACUUCAGGGAUUUUAUUUGAGGUGCAGUCAAUUCUGAGCCUUAUCUGUGUGUACGUAUGUGUGUCUUUUGUCUGUUUGUGUGUGUGUGUGUGUGUGUGUGUGUGUGUGUGUGUGUGUGUGUAUAGGUACCCCUGUUUGUGAUAUGAAGCUUGUUUAUUGUUCGUUUCUUCGUGAGUUUGAAGUCAAAGAGUCACAAAGGUAAUGAAACACAUGGAGAGUGAUGAAUCAAUUGCCAUAAGUUGUGAAGUGAUGGAGGUGCCACAAUGUAAAUGAUAAAAUGCUGAAACCAAACACUUUUUUAAGCAAAGGGUGAAAUAAAUAUACGUACAGGUGUGGUUGGAAUUCAAGUAACAUUCAGUGCUCACUUCCACUGCAUUUGAUGAGGGUAUUGUGGAUGGUAUUUGUGUUUUCAAGGAUGUUUCUCUGUGGUUUUAGUGACUGUCUUAGUGCACUCUACAUUUUAACAGGGUUCAGUGAAAGUUAUUGGUAUUUUCAAGGAUGUUUUCACAACUAGCAAUUUAUUUAGGAUUCUGAUCUGAUAAUCUGAGAAAACCAGAGAAGUAAUAGAUUGCCAACAGAUGAGAACUAGGGAAGACACAGAUCAUAAUUAGAAAGGAAAGACAUAACAGAUCUGAGGAAAUAGGAAACACAAAAGAACUAGGAAACACAAGAGGAAUUUAGAAUGAAGAGAGAGGCUAAACAAAGUGAAAGUGAAGAAGAAUUAGGAAAGACACAACAAAUCAGAGGAAAUAGGAAAGAAAAGUAGGAAACGAAGGAACCAGGAAAAGACGAGAUGAAUGUAGAAGGAAGAGGGACUGCUAAAACAAAGUGGAAGUGAGUGUUGAGGGUUACUGUAUGUUCCCCCAUGACUGUAGCAGGCAGACUUGGCAUUGGGUGCUUGUUGGGGUUGCAUUGGUGGCUUGGUGCUCCUGUGGUCAUUGCAGUACCAUGACCACCUCAAGACAGGGAAGUGGUGUGUGGUGCAGCUCUGUGGUACAAGUGGCCUCAUAUACAGAUAAUCAGGACUGUUGUUCCUCAGCUUAUUUUUGUAAGACAGAGUGUAACAUGUGAAUAAGAUGCAAAACAACCACAUGGAAUUAU